This is a messenger RNA of Ctenocephalides felis (cat flea), 1978 nucleotides long. Its product is annotated as vacuolar protein sorting-associated protein 18 homolog. NCBI's taxonomy places the organism in Eukaryota, Metazoa, Arthropoda, Insecta, Siphonaptera, Pulicidae. The transcript is spliced from 7 exons. Gene Ontology annotation, cellular component: endosome; HOPS complex. The record is from RefSeq and is a predicted model, not a curated record. Gene Ontology annotation, biological process: organelle fusion; endosome to lysosome transport; endosome organization. Gene Ontology annotation, molecular function: protein-macromolecule adaptor activity. Bases 128 to 1978 code for a protein of 616 amino acids.
UUUGAUUUAACUUAGUAAUAUGUAUAUAUAUAAUUAUGACCAUUUAUAAUAUUGAUAACUAUAAAUAAUAAUUAUAAAAUAUAUUAAACAAUAUAUGAUAUCAUCGUCUACACUUUAAAGUUCAAUAAUGACUUCUAUUAUGGAUCAGUAUGAACAAGCAAAUCAAAAAAAUAUUGCUGGUUCAAUAUCAGAUGAACCAAUUUCCGGAUACAAUUCAAGGAUGGAGGAUAGUACACCAAUUUUUAGCAAACAAAAAAUGCAGUUUACGCCCUCGGAUAAGAUUACACAUUUGGCAGUUGCUAACGAUAUUUUGGUAUUGGCCAUGGCAAAUAAUACUUUGUUUAGAAUUAAUUUGAAACAGCCUGAUAAAAAUGAAGAAAUAUCUCUGAAUAAACCUGCAUACAAAAUAAGCGAAAUAUUUAUUGAUCCAUAUGGUAAUCACCUGCUUAUUGCCUUAACAUCAAGACAGCCUGAAUCUUCUAGUGAAUUAAUAUAUCUCAAUAGGAAAAGUAAUAAACUUAAAGCUUCGAAUAAGUUUCGAGGCUACGAAAUAACUGAGGUUGGCUGGAAUUGUAAUGUGUGCUCUGAGACUACAACAGGUCAUAUUUUGCUAGGAACAUCUAAAGGUUUAAUUUUCGAAACUGAAAUGGGAUUAGAUGGUGACAAAAUAUUUCAUAGUAGUCUUGAGCAGUAUUGGAGACAAAUUUUUGAUAUUGGCAAGGGAGAUGACAUCCCAAUUACUGGUCUAGAAUUUCGCAAAGUCAAUGAUACAAAUAAGUAUAUUGUUCUUGUUACAACACCACAAAGACUUUAUCAAUUUUCUGGUACUUCUUCAUCAGAAGACAGGUCGCUAUUACAGCAAGUUUUCAAUUCAUAUUUAAACAAACCAGAGGAAUGUAUAGAAAUGGGAAGUUCAUUGAAAUAUUCAAAACUGAAAUUAUACUACAAUGAAGUGUCUAGCCUGCCCAAAUCUUUUGGAUGGCUUAUAGAACAUGGAUUGUACUAUGGAAAAAUUGACCCAUAUAAAUCUGAUGACUCAAAUUUUAUAUCCAAAGCUGAAAUGCUAGCAUUUCCAAAUAGAACAAAUGAUAACUUGAAAUCCAAGUCUAAACUAUAUCCAAUAACAUUUGUGAUGACAGAAUUUCAUACUCUACUUGUUUAUAAUGAUAAAGUUGUGGGAAUUUCGCAAUUGAAUAAUGAUGUGAUUUUCGAAGACAACUACAAUGAAGCUUUUGGGAAAGUUGUUAACAUUGCACGAGAUCCUGCAAAAGGAACUAUUUGGUUAUUUACAGAUAAAUAUGUCUUUAGAUACAAAGUCACACGUGAAGAAAGGGAUGUAUGGAAAAUUUAUGCUGACAAAAACGAAUUUGCAUUAGCAAAAAAAUCUGCUCUUAUAUUUGCCGAAACGCAAUCGAGUUUUGAAGGUGUUUGCCUAAAAUUUUUGGAGCGGAAUGAAAUUCCAGCACUGAGACUAUUUCUUCGUAGAAAAUUAGAUAUGUUAAAACCUCAGGAUAAAACGCAAAUCACAAUGGUUAUUAUAUGGAUUAUUGAAUUGUAUUUAAAUGAAAUAGGUAAUUUAAGAAAUAGAAACUUAUUAGAUAGUCAAGAAUGCCAUGAACUGCAAACCGAGUUUGAUAAAUUUAUUAGGCAACCAGUAGUUUAUGAGAAUAUAUGCAACAAUAAAAGAGUAAUUUAUGAAUUAAUGGCGUCUCAUGGAGAUAAUGGUAACUUGAUAAAAUUGACAAUGUUAAACGAAGACUUCGAAAAUGUGAUUAUGAUGCAUCUGUAUAAAGGACAAUACAUGGAAGCUUUAGAUGUCUUGAAGAGACAAAGUAAUAAUGAGUUGUUUUACAGACAUUGCCCAAUACUUAUGGAAGAAAUACCAAAAAGCACUGUCCAAGUUUUGAUUUCAAGAGGAAAACAUUUACAACCAUCAAAACUACUUCCUGCAUUGGUAUGGGAAAUAGGCUGUAUAUAG